AUGUUAACAUUUGACAAAUACCCAUUCUUGGCCUAGCUUGGUUUGAAAGCCAAAAACUUUGGAGCUUCUUUAAGUGGAACAUGGGUAGGAGAUGGAGAGUGGACCACUAGUUAUAAUCCGAACACAGGAGAGGCAAUUGCAAAAGUGAAAUUAGGAACACUCUAAUAAUAUGAACAAGGUAUGUAAGAACUUUUGAAGGUUAAGAAUAUGUGGGCUGAAUUACCUAUCCCAAGAAGAGGAGAUAUAGUUAGAUAAAUUGGAGAUGAGUUUAGAAAAUAGAAGGAAGCUCUAGGAAUGUUAGUUGCAUUGGAGAUGGGUAAAAUAAAAUCAGAGGGUUUGGGUGAAGUCCAAGAAAUCAUAGACAUUUGUGAUAUGGGCCUGUGGAUUAUCCAGAUCAUUAUAUGGAUUAGUAAUCCCAUCAGAGAGACCAUCCCAUUUUAUGAUGGAAUAAUGGAAUCCCUUGGGUGUUGUCGGCAUUAUUACAGCUUUUAAUUUUCCAGUUGCCGUCACUUGGAUUAAUUUGUGGUGAUGUUUGUGUUUGGAAAGGAGCACCAUCAACAAAUUUAUCAUCAAUCGCUUGUACCAACAUCAUUCAUGAAGUUUUUAAAAGAAAUGGAUUGCCAACAAGCAUAGUGUUCACUAUUUGUGGAGAUGGUGUUUAAAUUGGAGAAGCCAUUACAAGUGAUAAGAGAAUUCCAUUAGUAUCCUUUACAGGUUCCACUUAAGUUGGUAAAAUCAUUGCAGCAAAGGUGGCUUUCCAGAUUAGCCAGAAGUUUAUUGGAAUUAGGAGGAAAUAAUGCUUAGAUUGUUCAUGAAGAUGCCAAUGUGGAUUUAGCACUCAAGGCUGCAGUAUUUGCAGCUGUUGGUACAUGUGGACAGAGAUGCACAUCCUUAAGAAGAUUGUUGUUACAUAACAGCAUUGCAGCGACAUUCAUACAAAAAAUGGUCAAGGUUUAUGGCACCAUUAAAAUUGGAAAUGCUUUAAAUGAUGAUACCUUAUGUGGUCCACUUCAUACAAAGGGGUAAGUUGAAUAAUACAAAAAGGUCAUCCCUGAGAUCUAAGCAUAAGGAGGAAAAUUACUUUAUGGAGGAAAUGUAAUUGAAGGUCCAGGUAACUUCGUUUAACCAACAAUCUUUGAGGUUAAAGCUGAUCACCCUAUUUUACAACAUGAGCUCUUUAUGCCUAUUUUAUUCAUUGUUAGAUAUGAUACCUUAGAUGAAGCAAUCGAAAUUAAUAAUAAUGUCCCUUAAGGUUUGAGCAGUUCAUUAUUCACUUCCAAUUUAAGCAAUUCAUAUAAAUGGACUGGACCUUUAGGAUCAGAUUGCGGUAUUGUAAAUGUAAACAUUGGAACAUCAGGAGCUGAAAUUGGAGGAGCUUUUGGAGGUGAAAAAGAAACAGGAGGAGGCAGAGAAUCAGGAAGUGAUUCAUGGAAGACUUAUAUGAGAAGAUCUACAUGCACAAUUAACUUUGGUAAGACAUUGCCUCUUGCUCAAGGUGUUAAAUUUGACAUUUGAAAAUAUUAUUAUUGUACAAAAUUCCAACACAACAAUUUCAAUUUAAA
Messenger RNA from Paramecium tetraurelia, 1562 nucleotides. RefSeq lists its product as uncharacterized. The record is from RefSeq and is a predicted model, not a curated record. Gene Ontology annotation, molecular function: aldehyde dehydrogenase (NAD+) activity. NCBI's taxonomy places the organism in Eukaryota, Ciliophora, Oligohymenophorea, Peniculida, Parameciidae. The transcript has 5 exons.